AUGGAACAGGCAGAGAGGUCUUGCGACCUCGACGAAAAACGCUCGGUGCCAGCCAACUGUUCCCAGUACGAGGUCUGCAUCGAUGGGCACUGGCGACGACGCACUUGCUCCGACCAGCGUUACUACAAUCCCGAACAGCAGCGUUGCCUGGAGCCUCGAGAUGACUUGGUUUGUGCCUAUGCCAGGGUCUCCCAGCUUCCCUCUUGCAGCAACCUUACCGAAUCCCAGACCUUGCCCGCCAAGAAUGGCAACUGCUUGCAGUUCUUCCGCUGCUCUGCUGGCAAAUGGCGUCUUCGCAACUGCCCCAAGCAGCACUACUACUCACCCCUGCCAGGAUCAUGCCUGCCUGUGAAAUUGGGUCACGAGCAGGAGAAGAACCAAACCAUUUGCAAUUGGGUGAGGACAAGGCAACCUUUGAAUAUUUCCACAGAUUGCGAAGAGCGUGCCGUGCGUCCCUCAGCCAUAGCUGGUUGCCAUAGCUACCUCAUGUGCCUGGACAAUGCCUGGUGGCUGCAGCAGUGUCCCCUGGAUAUGUACUUUAGCAGGGAGCACAACUAUUGCUUGCCAAACGAUGCAGGGCAGUGCGCCAUGGCGUCAAACCAGAGCCUGGAGAGCUGCUCCAGCGGUGAGAGUCGCUCCCUAAUAGGCAGCUGCCACAGCUACGAGCUGUGCAAGGAAAAUCAGUGGUUUAAGCAACGCUGCCAGGAGCGGGAGCAGUUCGAGCCCAUGCUGGGAUGUGUGCCCAGCGAUGGCAGUUGCCAGGCCAAUGGAAUGCGUCGCAUCUGCCGGGAGGGGGAGCUGCGUGCCCAGUUCGGACACAACUGCUCCCAAACCUUCUUCUACUGCCAAGCGGAGGAGUGGCAUCUGGGCAGCUGCCUCAGAGGCCACAGUUUUGUGGGAAAUCUCAAUAGGUGUCAACUGCAGGCUCAGUGCCGUUUGCAGAUGAAGGAACUUGCUGCAGAGAACCAAUGCCUGGGUCAAACUGAUGGCCUAAGUGUCCCCGAUCCCUCGGAUUGCACUAGGUUCUACCUGUGCAUGCAGCAGGUGGCCGCCAUCCCACAGAGCUGCCCCUCUGGCAGCUUUUUUGAUCCCAACAAAGGCUAUUGCCGGCCAAAUGAUGGCUCUUGUCAGCUGGCCAUUUGCUCUGGUUUGGAGGACGGCAAGCUAGUGGCCCACCCAGAGGAUUGUAGGGCUUACUAUAGCUGCUCCAAACAGAAUGGAACCAGUCUGGUUCAGUGUGCCGAGGGUCAGUACUUCCACAGUUUACUCUCCAUCUGUCGCGUGGAUAAUGGCCAGUGUCGAAAGGAGUCCGACCAGAAUGACACUGAAUCCGGGACGAAAACAUGCUCCGGUCUUCAUGGCGUAAAGCGUCCCCACGAGCUCUACUGCAAUCUGUACUACGCCUGCGUCAAGGGUCUAGCUAUCCCAGUAGAGUGUCCCGUCCAGCAUCAAUUCAAUCCCGUGCUCUCCGUUUGCGAGCCCGAAUCCCAGGCCGCACAGCCCUGUCGCAACGGGCAGCUGGAAGGGAAUGCCAGCUACAUCUACAGCUGUGGCAAUCUACAAGAUGGCACCUUCCUGGCCAACCGGACUGACUGCACCCGGUACUUCAUUUGUGCAGGUGGACUGGCCACGGCUCAGCGAUGUGCUGCGGGCAGCUUCUUCGAUGCGGAACAGCUGCUCUGCGUGAAGGACGAUGGUUCCUGUCCAUUGGUGGAACAGGUGGGCGAUGACGAGGACCCCAACAAUCAGCAUGUGCCACCCGAUCCGCUGGUGUGCGAGGGCAAGCACGGCUACAUAAUGCCAGAUCCGGCGAACUGCAAUAACUUUUACUUGUGCGUCUCUGGAAAACUGCGCCAUGAGCUUUGCUAUAAGGAUUACUUCUUCAAUGCCACACUGCAGCAGUGCCAGGCUUUUGAGGUAGACUCGCCAACGGAGCAGCCAGUCAUAGAUGCCCAGCAGGUUGAUCUCAAUGGCCUAGAAAGGGCAGGAGCCACUGGAACCUGCAGCGAUGCAGCCACUACUUUUGCUGGUAUCUGUGGAGUCAUUGGAAAUGGUGCCUUCAUUGCAGAGCAAGGCGACUGCCGGCGUUACACCAGCUGCGAGGACGAUGAAGCCCUCUCCCAGCGUUGUCGCAAUGGUGAAGGCUUCGAUAGUCUUUUGGGUAUCUGCCGUCAGAACGAUGGAACCUGUCUCAUGGAGAACGGCGAACGUGUGGGAGUCUGCAAUGGCAAGCAUGGACAGUUGGUGAGGAAUACGGACAACUGUCGGGGAUACUUUGUGUGCGUUCAUGGCCAAAUCAUAGAGGGAGAGUGCGCCCAGGGAGAGUUCUUCAACAAGGCGAGCAGCAGCUGUGAGGUGGAUGUCCAGCAACAGUGCAAAUCCGAUGGUGAUGAUGUGAUCUCCGGCGAUAAAUAG
Molecule: messenger RNA, 2415 nt
Organism: Drosophila kikkawai
Lineage: Eukaryota; Metazoa; Arthropoda; Insecta; Diptera; Drosophilidae
Source: RefSeq, a predicted model, not a curated record